ACCAGCCAGGAGCCACCCAUCCUCCAGCACACUGAGCAGCAAGCUGGACACACGGCACACUGAUCCAAAUGGGUAAGGGGAUGGUGGCGAUGCUCAUUCUGGGUCUGCUACUUCUGGCGCUGCUCCUACCGGUGCAGGUUUCUUCAUUUGUUCCUUUAACCAGUAUGCCGGAAGCUACUGCAGCCGAAACCACAAAGCCCUCCAACAGUGCCCUACAGCCUACAGCCGGUCUCCUUGUGGUCUUGCUUGCCCUUCUACAUCUCUACCAUUAAGAGGCAGGUCAAGAAACAGCUACAGUUCUCCAACCCAUACACUAAAACCGAAUCCAAAUGGUGCCUAGAAGUUCAAUGUGGCAAGGAAAAAAACCAGGUCUUCAUCAAAUCUACUAAUUUCACUCCUUAUUAACAGAGAAACGCUUGAGAGUCUCAAACUGGACUGGUUUAAAGAGCAUCUGAAGGAUUUGACUAGAUGAUAAAUGCCAAUAUUAAAUCUGUUGGAGUUUCAUGUUUAAGACGGAGGAGAAAGAGAACAUCAAAAAUUACUUAGCAAGCUAUGGAAUGGAGAUUCAGUUUUCGUUUUAGUUUGUUAAAUCUACAAGGCUGUAAAAUGAUUAGGUUACAAGAUGUUCACCUAAGAUUGAAACCUAGUGACUACAUUUCCUACGGGAACAAAUAAAUGGUUUUUCAUCUCCCGGAGAUACAUUACAAACAAAUAUGGUGCUAAAAGAACUCCUUACCUUUCUCUGACUACAAUUUAUUUGGACAUACUUUUGUAUUGAAGAGAGGUAUACAUACUGAAGCUACUUGCUGUACUAUAGGAGACUCUGUCCUGUAGGAUCAUGGACCAUCCUAGUAGGGAAAAGGAUGAAAGACAACGGACAACUAAACCCAUGGCACAAAGGAGUGCACACUGCUCUCGACCAUCUGGCUCCUCAUCAUCCUCUGGGGUUCUUAUGGUGGGACCCAACUUCAGGGUUGGCAAGAAGAUAGGGUGUGGGAACUUCGGAGAGCUCAGAUUAGGUAAAAAUCUCUACACCAAUGAAUAUGUAGCAAUCAAACUGGAACCAAUAAAAUCACGUGCUCCACAGCUUCAUUUAGAGUACAGAUUUUAUAAACAGCUUGGCAGUGCAGGUGAAGGUCUCCCACAGGUGUAUUACUUUGGACCAUGUGGGAAAUAUAAUGCCAUGGUGCUGGAGCUCCUUGGCCCUAGCUUGGAGGACUUGUUUGACCUCUGUGACCGAACAUUUACUUUGAAGACGGUGUUAAUGAUAGCCAUCCAGUUGCUUUCUCGAAUGGAAUACGUGCACUCAAAGAACCUCAUUUACCGAGAUGUCAAGCCAGAGAACUUCCUGAUUGGUCGACAAGGCAAUAAGAAAGAGCAUGUUAUACACAUUAUAGACUUUGGACUGGCCAAGGAAUACAUUGACCCCGAAACCAAAAAACACAUACCUUAUAGGGAACACAAAAGUUUAACUGGAACUGCAAGAUAUAUGUCUAUCAACACGCAUCUUGGCAAAGAGCAAAGCCGGAGAGAUGAUUUGGAAGCCCUAGGCCAUAUGUUCAUGUAUUUCCUUCGAGGCAGCCUCCCCUGGCAAGGACUCAAGGCUGACACAUUAAAAGAGAGAUAUCAAAAAAUUGGUGACACCAAAAGGAAUACUCCCAUUGAAGCUCUCUGUGAGAACUUUCCAGAGGAGAUGGCAACCUACCUUCGAUAUGUCAGGCGACUGGACUUCUUUGAAAAACCUGAUUAUGAGUAUUUACGGACCCUCUUCACAGACCUCUUUGAAAAGAAAGGCUACACCUUUGACUAUGCCUAUGAUUGGGUUGGGAGACCUAUUCCUACUCCAGUAGGGUCAGUUCACGUAGAUUCUGGUGCAUCUGCAAUAACUCGAGAAAGCCACACACAUAGGGAUCGGCCAUCACAACAGCAGCCUCUUCGAAAUCAGGUGGUUAGCUCAACCAAUGGAGAGCUGAAUGUUGAUGAUCCCACGGGAGCCCACUCCAAUGCACCAAUCACAGCUCAUGCCGAGGUGGAGGUAGUGGAGGAAGCUAAGUGCUGCUGUUUCUUUAAGAGGAAAAGGAAGAAGACUGCUCAGCGCCACAAGUGACCAGUGCCUCCCAGGAGUCCUCAGGCCCUGGGGACUCUGACUCAAUUGUACCUGCAGCUCCUGCCAUUUCUCAUUGGAAGGGACUCCUCUUUGGGGGAGGGUGGAUAUCCAAACCAAAAAGAAGAAAACAGAUGCCCCCAGAAGGGGCCAGUGCGGGCAGCCAGGGCCUAGUGGGUCAUUGGCCAUCUCCUCCUGCCUAAGGCUCUGAGCAGGUCCCAGAGCUGCUGUUCCUCCACUGCUUGCCCAUAGGGCUGCCUGGUUGACUCUCCUUCCCAUUGUUUACAGUGAAGGUGUCAUUCACAAAAACUCAAGGACUACUAUUCUCCUUCUUCCCCUUAGUUUACUCCUGGUUUUUACCCCACCCUCAACCCUCUCCAGCAUAAAACCUAGUGAGCUAAAGGCUUUGUCUGCAGAAGGAGAUCAAGAGGCUGGGAGUAAGGCCAAGAAGGUAGGAGGAAAAUGGCAGACCUGGGCUGGAGAAGAACCUUCUCCGUAUCCCAGGUGUGCCUGGCAGUAUGGUUUCCUCUUCCUCUGUGCCUGUGCAGCAUUCAUCCCAGCUGGCCUUGGGGUUCAGGUUCCUUCUUCCCUCCCUCCUAUGAAGUUACACUGUAGGACACAAGCUGUGAGCAAUCUGCAGUCUACUGUCCCUGUGUGUUGGCGUUCUUAGCUUUUUUGACAAACUCUUUUCUCCAGGUAGUAGGACAAUGAAAAUUGUUCUAAGCAAAGGAAAGAAAACUGACUUUGUUGCACUUUUAGUUUUUUUUAAAAAAACAAAAACAAAAACAUGGCAGAUGCAUAUUGUGUCUGAUUAUAUUGGGGGUUUUACUUUUACCUGUUUUGAGGGGGAUGGGGCCGGCCAAGCCAUUCAGAGAGAACAUGGGUCCAGAGGACAUUCUCAGUGGAAAGAGUUUGAUCUGCAGCACCCAGAAGAGAAGCCAAACUCAGUGUCAUUCUGAGUGAACACUCAGGUUGGCAAGAAAACAUACUUGAAUUUUCAUUCAUCUUCUCAGCAGCUGAAGAAUGUCCCUACCAGAGCAUCUUGACCUAAUCAGCUUACAGUUUGAAAACCUAGCUCUCCAGAACAUGAGAUGAGCCAGCCGAGCCAGACUGUGACCAGGAAACAGCUCAUCCCAGAGAAGGAGAUGCUUAACAAAAAAAAAAAAUUGAAAUUGUUUCCUAUGCUGCCGGGGACUUCCAACUAGAUAGCCAUGUGACGUCCUGGUGACUUGGGGGAAAAAUUAGUGAUGAAACAGCCACCACCAUAUUGCCAUUAGUGGAAAAAAAGAGGACAGUGAACCUGCCUUCCACCUGCCAGAGGGACCUCAGGGUGUGGCAUUAUAGGGCCAGGAAAAGAAAAUCGGUGUAUCCUAUCUGCCCCAAUAGCUGAGCUGUAGCAUUUGGGCUGGCCUGCCUUAUCAGAAACCAAGCUUAUGAAGAUCUUCUCCCAGCAGGUCCAUAGCAGUAGGCUUAGGAUGCAGUAUAUGGGGCCGCAUUUAAAAGGAGGGAAAGAUUGUUUGGUGCUGGAACAUUCCAGGGAAAAGGAGACUGGAAUGAAAGGUCUGAAAUUAUCUUCUCAAUUGGACUCCUUCCAGAAAGGUGGCCGUGCCUCUAAGCAUGUUUUUCCCAGUAUGCCCUAGGCCUCCCCCCAUGGUGUUUUCAUAUGAGGUACUACUGUGAAGGAUCUUGGUUCCUCAUUCACUGUUUGACAAGUCUUUCAUGUGUGGAGUUACUCUUCUCAUGCCCAAUUUUCAUUUGAGUUUAGUGGCUUAACCAAACAAUGACUCCUCAUUCCAGCGGUGACAGAAGAGAAAGGGUCAUUUACAUCAGGAAAGAGGUCUUGUAUCUGGGAGUAGAGAGCUAACCAUGGAGCACAGUGGCUGGUGGGUGACUUAGUCUGAUGGUUUGUGGACCAUAGAAGUCUUCACCUCUGGUUUGAGGUGCAGGGCUGUCUUUUGGACUGGAGGGUGUGGGGAUAUUUUCUGAUAGUUGCCAUUUCUUGAAAAAUUCCCUUGAUGUACCUUACACAGAGCAGAAAUAACAUUAACAUGGAUCAGAGGUACUGGGCUUCAUCUGUUCCAUUGGACCUUGGCUAGGGAAUAUCAUUUCACUGGCAUCAAACCUGCUUAGCUUAUGAAAAGAUGGUAAUAUGUCAUUUCUAUAAAUGUUUCUAUAUAUGAAACAUAGAGUGGCAGGGAGAUACAAUAUCACACCCCUUCCCCACAAGGACUGUGAAUAUUGGGAUUUAUGUCCUUGCCAUUACCUAGUGGUUACAGCCCUAUCACUAAAAUUUACAUAGUUUCUCAGUUGGGAUUUGGGCAUUGCUAUCUUACUGUAUAGAAAGUUUAACUUUUCCUCACCCCUGUAUAGAAAAUGCCUUCCCUCUCAAGAGAGGGCAGAGGGGGGCCAGGUGCAGUGGCUCACGCCUGUAAUCCCAGCAGUUUGGGAGGCCAAGGCAAGUGGAUCAUGUGAGGUCAAGAGUUCGAGACCAGCCUGGCCAACAUGGUGAAACCCCGUCUCUACAAAAAAUACAAAAAUUAGCUGGGCGUGGUGGCAUGCUCCCGUAGUCCCAGCUACUCGGGAGGCUGAGGCAGGAGAAUCACUUGAGCCUGGGAGGCAGAAGUUGCAGUGAGCCGAGAUCGCACCACUGCACUCCAGCCUGGGCAACAGAGUGAGACUCUGUCUAAAAAGAAAAAAAAAAAGGGCAGAGGGAAAUGGUGGGAAUGCCUGGAGCAUCCUGGCACUCUAUACUCUACUGAGUGCCUCACUUCAGCCCCUCACCCUGCUUCCACACAGAAACACACAAAAGCAAAGGCACUGACCAGCUUGGCUGCAGGGCAAGCUGCCUUGCAGCUGGAUUUGCGACUUUUUUUUUGUCUUAAAAUUUUUACUGGAUCAGUUGUAGGGGACCGUACUUCCUAAGACACUGUUCUCACCUUCCAACCUCACAAAUCUCUUACUAGAUAUCUGGUUUUCAUAACAAAGGUAAAGAAUCCCAGGUCCCUUUAGCAUGCAGAGUAAUGGUGAUCCCUCCAGGGCCAUUGGCGCUUCAAAGUGGUCCCAGACCUGGGAGAUUCUGGUGGGAUCUUCCUUAAAAAUAAGCAAAAAACCUGAGUACCCUAGAUGCAAUUGGCCAUUUGUUUCAGCCCCAUCAGCAAAUCAGGGCUCCCUCCUCAACCCUACUGCUACAGUUCCUUAGCUGUAUGCCUCAGCCAGAUCCUUGGGGUUAGGGCAUGCACUCGCUGACUGUCCCCACCCAUCCACUUGCUCUGUAGUUUCUGAGCUUUCUCCAUUUCACAAGUAUGGUGCCUAACGAUCUUUUUCUUUAGGAUUGAUGCAAUUGUUUUUCCUGAAAGCUAACUCAGCAUCUAUUCAUAAAAACCCUUAAUAGUAUACAUUAGGAGUUUUCCCAAGCUCUACAGUCCCUCAGACAUUGCAUCCUAAACAGAUUUGAGGCACACAGGCCAAGACUCCACCAAGGCAUAAAUGGUACCCCCUACUCCCUUUUGACCAGGGUAUCACUUGUGUCUUUGCAGUAAGAGUUGGUCAAGUUGCUCUACGCACCUUGGUGCUUUCCAGAGAUCUCACUCCAGACUGCCCCCAAGGGUGGAUAGAGUAUCCUGACAGCCAGUGUGCACUCAUGACUGCCUUAAUUAACAUUCUUCUGCUAUUAUGGAGCCUGUCCAGCAGUAAACAGGGUCUUGGAAGGUACAAGAUUAGCUUCCAGUUAAAAUCCCAUUUUAUAUUGGAAUGCAUGAGCUACAGAUGACAGCAGAGAUCCUGAGGUUUCUAGACAUGUUGAUUGUCUCUUUUUUCUAAAUGAACUCCAAGUACUUAGAAAACAGUCCCUGUCCAUCAGCCAGAAAAGGUGACCAUCACCCCUAAAGUAAUUUCCAAACUUAGUUCAGUGGGAAGAUAUGCUGGUAGUGCAUAUUCAGUGUUGAUUUUCAGUGCUAGUAACCACUUUUAAUGCCAGAAAUAUGUAACAAUGAUAAUGUAACGUCAAAGUGGUUACUAAAGAUUAUAGCCUUAACUUUUCUAUGUAAAAGAUAAAAUCCAUUCCUCCUCCCAGUGAGCAAGCAUGGCUUGCAUUUCUCAAAAAUGAGAACUUCCAUGGCAGCCAAGAAAACGUCUUCUCAGAGGAACUUUCGUUUGAUGCAUCUCCCAAGCCCACAUGCCUCCUGUGUCCCAGCCACCUCUUCCAUUUCACAUUUAAACCAGCUCUCCAUUCCCAUUGAGUUGCCCUAACAACAUUGUCUCCAGUGUCAGAACCAUAUUAAGGUUCGUUUCUCAGAUUGGGAGCCUGCAACACCAUACAGCCAACAUUGCCUUUGCCACGCCACUGCCACCAUUGCCCUAUGGUGGGCAGAUGAAUUCCAGAAACCCUCAGGGAGCCAGGAUAAUUAGGCAACCCAUCUGAAUUGGCCACGUAAGUGACAGGCACUUAUCUCUCGGGUUCUUGCUUUUGCAGACUCCAGGGAAGUCCUGUCUAGAGGUCGAUGGCAGAGGCUCCUAGUCUUUCCCAUGAGGGGUUGAUAGGAAUCAAAUUGGGAUUCCUUUGGCUUUGGGUUUUGUUUUUUUGUUGUUGUUUUUGGUUUUCAGUUUGUUUUUUGGUGUAUGGGGGGUGAUUUUGUUUCUGAAUAAGAAAAAGAAGAGGCAACCAUGGCCCUUACGUGGGUUUAUAAAGUUUUGAGCAAUGUUUUAGCCACAAGUAAGGAAUCUUGAAAGUCUUUUAUCCAGCAAGCAGUCUUAAAAAUGUUUUUCCUAACUCCUUUUGCAAGUGACUAAGUACAAAAAAAUAGUUUUCUCAUUGUAUUCAAAAUAGUGAGUAGGUUCCCUGGAUAAUACACAGUGGUAGUUGACAUAUUUUCUCAAAACACAACCAGAAAACCCACUUCCAGUAUUUGUAAAUCACCUUUCAAGGGAAAAAGUGAACACGUAUUCCUUGUAUUUCUAGUUUGAUUACCAAACCUGAUGUUACAAAGAAACCUCCGUUCUGUAUACAGAAUUUCUUUUAUUUUUCUUCUUUUACUCCUCACAAUCACUUUCCCAGUGCCAUCACCAUCUAUAAGGUCUCAGAGCAGAGGAUUAUUCAUGGUAAUAAGUGGGGGUGUGGUGCAGCCAUUCCAGUAACACCCACAAGAGGACAGCUGUUCUGAAUGUCCCCACCCACCCCUCUUUCAGUACAGGUGAGACAUUUUCAGUUCAUGAGCUCCAGACCAAAUCCCAGGCCAGCCCUUGCACCAAAAGCCUUUUUUAGAAGGCUUAUCAGUCUAUUAGGAAUGUCUCAGGAAAGAUGAGCCAUUUCUUUGGGGAGAAAUAUAUUUACAGAUGGAAGUGUGUGAUUGCGUGUCUGUGUGUGUGUGUGGUGUGUGUGCGCAUGUGAGUGCGUGUGUUCAUCUGUGUGCAUUUCACUUCCAUAAAGACCCAGCCCAAGCUGCUGGGAACCAUGUGUUCCUGAGUAUUCUCAGAGGUAAACAAGUGACAAGUGAGCUUCUGAAAUUAGUGUCUCAGCAAGCUGGCUUUAGGAAUGAGCCCCAUUUUAUCAAGCAGAGAAAAAAAAUAACAGCAGAAAAGAUAAAGAUAAACCAAAAAUAUAUACCCCCCAAUGGAAAAUAAUGUUGAUUCAGCAAUUCCCAUAGGAUGUAUUACAUGCUCUAAUUUAUUAUAUUAUUAUUUAUCUGUCUUUGAUCUUUGCCCAUUGUACUCUUAAAAAGAUGUUGGGAUGUUGAUUGCGAUUUUUAAACAACUAGCUAAUGUAUAAAUCAGCAGUGGAAAUCAGUUUUAAUGUGUGGAUGUGUCUGAUUAUUGUUAAAUGCCUCUUUUUUUACUUUUUUUUUUUUUAGAUGUAUAAUGUUUCAUAAACCCUGGCACUGGUCACAAAGCUCAGCUGUGAAAAUGAAAUUUGUAGUAUUUUUAGACAUGAAUGUCAAUUUCAAGUGUAUUUGAAAUGGUUCCUCCAGGAGAGAUAUUUGUGCACCAUUAGGAAAAUCUUCUCUGCAGAGGAAGUAGCCUUCUUUGGAGAAAAUGGAAAAUGGGUUCUGAUAUGUGAUCUCAGAGUAGCCCAUUUCCUAGGGCACCAUGGAAAACACAAAUGUGAUCUUUAAGUAUACCUCUUCCCCAGUUUGGGGAGGAAAUGACUCAGUUUGCACCCUUUUUGUAUGUAAAAUAAAAUGUCUUACCUUUCUUGGCUA
Molecule: messenger RNA, 8298 nt
Organism: Pan troglodytes (chimpanzee)
Lineage: Eukaryota; Metazoa; Chordata; Mammalia; Primates; Hominidae
Gene: CSNK1G1
Product: casein kinase 1 gamma 1
Exons: 12
Coding region: 839-2107 (422 amino acids)
Biological process (GO): protein phosphorylation
Molecular function (GO): ATP binding; protein serine/threonine kinase activity
Source: RefSeq, a predicted model, not a curated record